CAAGUAGUGGAAAUGAGUGAUGAUGGUGAUACCACAAGUGAUGAAGAAGACGAAGCAGACAAUAAUAGUCACACUCAAAGAAGUGGUCCACAACGUUAUGAUGAAGAUGUGAUCAAGCAAAAGAGAAAGGAAAGAAGAAAUAAGAGGAAGCGAGGUGGCAAUAAAGCGAAGAAAGCCAACAAUGAUAUAGAUGACAUUGAAGAAAAGAAACAAAGAAUUCAAGAUGAACAAAAACCUGAAAACAGUGAAUCAAAAAAGUUAAUCAAACAGACAGAUAAUGAUGACAAGAUGGAAACCACUUCAGGCACAGAAAAAAAAUCAAACACCUCCACACAGGAAACCUUAAGCCACCCACUCCAACACACUCAUCCUAACCAACAAGAUAUUUCUGUACCAAAAGUUACCUGGACAGAGGAAGAAUGUGUCACCAUUAUUUUUCAUGCCUUCUUGUCACCUGAAUUUCACUUCAAGGUAGACAAGCACAAAGUUACUGUACGUUUAGGUCUCUAUGAAGUUGGAGGUUGGAAGUAUAAUUGUACAGAUAUGUUUAACGUAAGGAAAGUCGAGGACAAUUUCAUACGAGUGCAAGGUGAAAUGCAACUUCCUGUCAAAUUUCUCCAAAAACCAAUUGCUUAUAAGUAUGUUGUAAUUGAUGCUGAUGGAAAGGUGGACUGGGAACUUUCAGAGUAUUUUGACAAACAUCAUGGAAUUGUAGAUCGCUGUUUAGUUGUAAUACCAGACUAUAAGCAUCAAAAUGCUGUUUGGCAUCAGUAUGAUGGUUUGGUCUACCCUGACUUUAGAGUUGGUUCACGUUGGUACAAUCCUUUGACUUGGGUAUCUGGAUGGAAGAACAAAUUUGACCAUGCCAAAGUAGUCAAAAAUAGAGAACAUGCUGCCAUUUCUUUUCUUCCAAAGUGGGAAGGGUUUGUUAUUGGAGGGCAAAUUGAGCAAAUAACAGCUUUAGAGGCUAUCGAUAGGAUGAAACAUCUUAAGGAAUGUUUAGCAAACCCAUGGAUUUCUGUUAGUAACUACGCAAUAAAGAAGCAAAUUCCAUUCAGGGAUUUUCCUUUUCAAAAGAUUCUUAAAGACUUUCUAAAACCCAAGAUUUCAAGCAAUGCUAGCCUAAAGGAAGAUGAGCUGAAAAAACCUGACGUUCGUAAGGGGAGACUGAUAUCGAGUCUUACCAUAACUCAUUUGGUUUGCAUCUUUGAUUUAGAUCUGUCUUAUGCUGAACUUGCUGAUAUCAUUCAAUGCCUUGUAAUUGAGAUGCAUCAUGGCAAUGGCAGAUGCGACUUUGAUGACCUCCACAUGGAGUUCCCAGAAAACACUUGGGGGGAUCUCUCCAAGUCUGUUGUUCAUUUACUGAACGCUGCUAAGCAAAAAUCUGGAUACACAAAGUUUUGUCCUGAUAUCAUCCUUGCUGUGCCACUUCUUCACUUUCUUCGCAUGGACACCAAGCCAUUUGCUAAGUGUGAUGAUGACAGUGAUGGUGCAAAAUCAGUUGAUAAAUGGUGCCAUUUAAACGAUCUUCCUCGUUUUAAUCCAUACAAAAAACUUGUUGAAGGAUUCUUCACCAAAGUACAGUGGAUGUUUGUUUUGGAUCCCUAUUUGCGACGUCUUUUUCUCUAUUAUGUUCCAUUUGAAGACUUUGAUAAGAUGUGCAUCCAUGAUAAAUUUCCAAUUCAUGAUCUUUGCAAUGCAUUGGGUUUUAAAAUCGAACAUGAAAGGAAAUAUACAUUUUCUUCCAAGUUGCAGAUGAUAGAGAAAACUUUGUCCAGCCUGAGAAAAAGGAUUCAAAAAGAGCUUGCUCAAAGGAAACACCUUGAUGCAGAGAUCAUGCUUCAGGCAAAAUCAGGAUAUUUUCUGGCAACAGAACUCUUCAGAAAGAGUGAAUCCAUAAUCAAUGAAUCAUUCUUUCUGUGCAUAGAGAUUGUAAGUCUCAUUCUAUCAAGCACCCAGGAACUUGGUGAUGAAAUGUCUUCUCCUGAAUAUAAGUCCCGUAAAGAGGAAUGUGAUGCAAUUUUCUUUAGUCUAACUAAUGACAUAGAGAUUGCAAUUGAAAAGGAAUUUCGUUCUAAAUUUUCACUCAUUGAGUCUCGACAGAAAGAAGAACUAAAGAUUUGGACCAGGUUUCUCGAAGCUGAUUCUUUGAAAGGAAAGCUCAGGGAUAAAUGGUGUGAGACACUCUUGUCAUACUUUGUUAAAAGGCUGAAGAAGCUUACUCAUAAUGAUUCUAUUGAUCUUUACUGUCGGGUGGAUACAGCAGCCGACAACAUCAAUCAAAGUAUCAUAGAUGCUAUCACGAACCAUGCCUUCAAUGAAGUUGAAAGAACUGUACAGAGCGGAAAAAACGAAAGCUCCAUUUCACUACUGAGAAAGAAGUGUUUAAAGGACGGUGUUUCAUCAAGAGCAGGGGAAUUACUAUCUCGCAUGAUAAUCACUUCCUGGAACAAAGACGUUUCACAUGGCGGUCUGACUGUCCACACACAAUUAUUGUACAUCCUCAGGUGGAAACACUGGCCAGAAUUCAUCAGUUCAUUUGGUUCAGCAGAAAGCCAAAACAUAUUGAUGCCAGAUGCAGCUAAACUUGUCAAACGUGUUAUUGAUCACUUGUGUAGAAUCCAGCAUACUAUUCGAAAUAGAUCAAUAGAUGUGCAAACUAUGGUAUCAUUGGAACAACAUAAAGAUAAUUUUAGAAAGCUCUGCACUGCUUUGACCAAAGUUGAUAAAGAUUCUGAAGAUUCGCAAAGUUUCAUUGAGACUGAAACGGUCAUGAAGGAACUAGAGAAAAGAAGUGAAGAACUGCGCCAUUUCCAUGAACUCAAACGCCAUGUUGGAAAUUUUCUUAACAUGUGCAGAUCAACAAAAGAAGUGAUAUUCGAUACAGCUGACUUGCAAAGAUUGCAUGAAUGUGACAUAUCUGUAAUAGAGAUGAAAGAUAUUUGCAGUCGAGAUUCAAUGAGUGAAGAAUACCAAGAGAACCAAAUUACUGUUGUCUUCUUUGACUUGCCUGAUUCACUUCGAUCUGAGCUUCCUCAGCUUUCAGCAUUUUGCAAAAGUGAUCUUUUCCAAUCAUUUUGGAGACGAAAUUCAAGGUCUACGUAUAAAGAAAAACAAAACAACCAGGACCAAAAGGGUCUUAGUUUGACGGACAUCCAGAAAAGUGUGUUCCAACCGUCUUUGGAAACGUGGAAACAUCUUGCUCAAAAGCUAUAUAGCGGAUUCAUUUCUUUACGAGAUAUUGACAAGUAUUUCACAAAGAUAGACCUGCAGAAAGAAGUUGGAAUCAUGUUUUCAUCAUUCAAGAUAACAAAACAUGAAAUGGAUGUAACAAUGAAKCAGAGGAUGRAGCAGAUCAAKCAAUAUCGGAGYCUUCAAAARUAUAUUGAGGCAACUGAAACUGUGUGGGAAUUCAAGGAAGCACUYGAAUUGAAGGGRGACUUUGAAAUUGUAGAGCAGUUGCGGAAUCAGAGCUCAGCUGAAUUCAAGGAGAAGGCACUCACUAGCAUCGAUUCAAAGUUUCUUCAAGCUGGGGAGUACUUGCAGAGUAUUUCCAUGGAGGAAGCUCAUUGCCUACAAGCAGUGGUUGACUGUGAACCACUUGUUAAAUGGUUACGAGAAACUAUUAAAGACACAAGUGCGUUAAGUACCUUAGUAGACYUGGCAAUGAUUUCUGCUGGUGAAAAUGACUUGGAAGUUGACCGUAUCUCAAACUUCCAUACAAGCUGCCUGAAUUUUGCCCCGCUGAUCUUUGACAUCCGCAAGGAUUCUGGCUUUGAUGAUCUUAUGAAAGCUUGCCAACCAGUCUGGAAAGCUGUGGAAGCUGAUAAGCAUCUUCCCAAUAAACUGAGCGAAACAUGCCAGCAUCUUGAUUGGCUGAAGGCUGUGCAGAGCUCACAUGGUUCUGUGGAGAUGUCUUCCCUAAUGCAGACCAAGAUUAUCAACUCUUCAGGCGUAUAUCGUAUUGGAAACAUUGCACAAUCUUUGGACUUCAAAAAUGGAUUGGAAGGAGUCCUUACACUCACAGUGCCCAUGGAUGAGAGAAUACAAGACCCUAAAAUUGAAUUUGAAGAWCAAGAGUCUACUACCAAGGAGGAUAUGAAAGCAUAUUCCCUMAACGACCUGAAGACAUUACAGAGCAAACUGAUGUUGAUUGCGGGUAAAACAGCACAGCUUCAAAACAAGGAGAAGAAGGAUUCCAUGGAGAGUACUGAAGAGAUCAACAGAUUUGUAGAGAUCUUUGAAGGUGUAAUGAGGCUCGGUCAAGUCUAUAUUGACCUCUGUGAGGCUGGGGAUGURAAAUACUUGGAGUGGAGUGAAAAGAUUGACUGUUYUGAAGACAGGCUCUUCAUUGAUCGUUCUGUUGGAAAGAAAAUUGCUAUCACGUGCAAGGAGAUGGAAGAAAGGCUGUUGCAAUGGCGACAAUAUGUGCAUGAYAAAAGACACAAAUACAAGGAAUUGAACCAUUUUUCUACUCAGCAAAUUCUUAUCAUGAGAAGGGAACUUGGUUCUCUUCGUCGUGCUAGUGCCAGUAUUAGCAAUCUACCCCUUCAUGUUCUUACGUUACUGGAAAGUGUCCUUAGUGGAAUUACCAACCAGGAUCUUGUUGAAGUGCUAAACAAAAUCUCUGGAUUUAUAUUAGUUGCCACWGACAGCAUUUCAUCAGAAACACCAAUGGAAGAAAGCGAAUUAAAUUCAGCUGAUCCACAAAGUAAGGGCAGUUCUUUCUUUMUCAGUUUGGAGAAAAUGGAUUAUCAGGAAGACGUAGGAAUUGCUGCCCUUAAAGCUAUGAAUGCCUUUGACAGCAARGAGAUUAAUGAAACAGAUCUUCUUGACUGGUGCAUGGAAAAUGGUGAUAAUACAGAGAUAAUUGAAUCUUUGGUUGAGCAAGCUCGUGAGGAUCCCAACUUUGCAGAGUUUUUUCCUGAAAUGAUGGACAAUCAGGAUGAUUUACAGGAUGAAAUGAUGAGUGAUGAAGGCGACAAUAAUCAAACAGAAGAUAAUUCUGAACUCGACAUUGAACAUGAAUAUUACCUAACUCUUAACGAACUUGGAACUGUUCUUGUAGAACUUGGAAAGCGAGGUGACAAGCCAUCAGAAAGACGAUUCCCUGACUAUCUUAAGAAUGACCAACCAAACCUCAUCCUGGUGCCAAGUGUGGAUGUCUACCCAACAGUCCUAACACUGUACAUGCAGUAUGGAGGAAACAGUCUGCCGACUCCAAAUGAAGUUUUGUUGUGCACAUCUGAGACUUCAGCUGAAGAGGUUGAGCUGUUCUGGUGGCGUGCAUUUCAGGAUACAAAUAARCAGAUAUUUUGUUUAGUCAACCCAGAUGUCCUUGAUUACAAUGUCAGCCAAACAUCUGUCGCAAUGUUCAACACUCUUAAGCAGACGUUUGGUUCUUCCCAAGAACACAGAGUCGUUAUCAUCUGYAGCACUGAAAAUGAAGAUCGCUCUCACAUUAUUGCUGCUCUUGAUGAGUAUCGUCUGCAUGCUACUCCAACCUGUGCCCUUGGCGAUAYUUUGAAAUCUUACUUGGAAGAGAAGCUGACCAGUACAGAAUCCAGAAAUGGAUAUUACAAUAAUGAAAAGAUAGAAUGGAUUCCAGCUGCUCAUCUUGAUGCAAAGAGACUUUCAGUGAGAGUAAUUUCAUCCAAUCGUGCAGGUGUUGGGAAAUCGCUAGUCGUAACCAGACUCUGUGAGAAACUCAUGCGGUUACCUAAUAAUGAACGAAUGUUUAAGAUCAGAAAAGGAACUGAACAGCUUAGUGUUACAGUUCCUCUCCACGGCAGUGUGGCAGAUACUCGUCAGAUUCUCGACGCAUUGUGGCAGCAUCCAUUAGAUGCAAAUCUUCCUCUUUCACGGAUAAUUCACGUUGAUGUAUCACCUUCAAUCAACGAGGGCCUGGAAACAGUACUGUUCAAUUUGGUGGUCCUCGGAGUACUGCAAGACACCAAUGGCCGUCUGUGGAGAAGAAGAUCAUCAGAUUUAUAUGUUAUAGAGCGGACAAAUAAUGUUGAUGUUAAGGUUGCCAGUGAUGUCAAGAAAUCUUCCUUUUUGUCAUUGUUCCCAACAAUCGAUUGUAUUACACCAAUACAGACCUUGCAACUCCUCAAGACACCACAAAUAUCAACUUCAAGCCCAUUGUUCGACAGCGAGGAAUUCCGCAGUGUACCUCUACAGAGGGCGUUUCAGUACUUGUUUCAAUGUGACAGAGGUCAAAGUCUUGAUCGAUAUCAAUAUGAUCAGAGAAAACAGAUGGGAACUCCAUUUGAGUGUUUGGCAUUGGUUAUAAGGCACUGUGGUAUCAGCGAUCCGUCUUGGUCAGARUUAAAGCAUUUUAUAGAUUUUCUCAACUCCCAGCUGCAUGACUGUGAACAGAGCUAUUUUACCAAUCCAGCAAAUUUUGAUGACCAGUGGAUGCAGGGAACUCUGAAAGGAUUCAAGUCAUUUGUUGUUAGAUUUAUGGUUACCAUGUCAAGGGAUUUUGCCACRCCAUCGCUGGAUGACAAUCCAAUCGUUUGCUCAGCCGGAGCCUCUUCCACGAACAUCGAUGAAGACAUUAGACCACUGCAGCUUAGGCGAAAAUGGGAAAGCAGCUCUCAUCCUUACAUAUUCUUCAAYCAAGACCGAAUUACCAUGACGUUCCUUGGAUUUCAUGUUCAACCUAAUGGCAACCUAAUCGAUCCUGACACUKKUAGAGUCAUCGAAGCAGGGUUGAUGACAAARCAGUUACAGCAAGGUCUGGCUCUUCAGAAAGUAGACUUAAAUGCAAACUACAAUGCAUGGACAAAGCUGCAAAGGAUUGGAAAACUCUGUAUGGUGAUGGGGUUAGAGAAUGUGUUUGAUCCUGAUCCAACUUAUGAACUCACCAUUGAUAACAUGAAGAAAAUACUGGCCAUUCACAUGAGAUUCAGAUGUGGUAUACCUGUGGUGAUUAUGGGGGAGACUGGUUGUGGUAAGACUCGUUUGAUUCGAUACAUGUGUGCACUGCAAGCAGGAUCAGCAAAACAACGUAACAUGUUGCUAAUGAAGGUUCACGGUGGUACAUCUUACAAGGAUAUUACAACAAAAGUUGAACAAGCUGAAAAAAUGGCUUCAGAGAAUGGAAAGAAGGGCAUUGAUACCGUACUGUUCUUUGAUGAAGCCAACACAACAGAAGCACUGGGCAUGAUCAAAGAAGUCAUGGUUGAUCGCAGAAUUAAUGGGCGGCCUGUUGGGGUUGGGCUACGAAGAUUGCACUUUAUAGCCGCGUGCAAUCCCUAUCGUCGACACACUGAUAAGAUGAUUGGAAAAUUGGAAUCCGCUGGUUUGGGAUACAGUGUCAAAGCUACUGAAACUAAAGACAAACUUGGAAAAAUCCCUCUUCGUCACCUGGUUUACCGAGUCCAUGCCCUUCCAGCAAGUAUGAGGCCUCUAGUGUGGGACUUCGGUCAGCUAAAACCUGAAAUAGAAGAACUAUACAUCCGUCAGAUAGUAAACCGAUUUGUUGUUAUUGAUAAAGUUAUCCCUGGUAACGAACGUCAUGUACAAGCGAUUGCGCGAGUUCUUGCAGCUGCGCAGAAGUACAUGAGGAAACAGCAGGAUGAAUGCAGCUUUGUUAGUCUUCGAGACGUUGAAAGAACAAUGACAGUGAUGACAUGGUUUUAUCAGCAUCACAAAUACCUUCGACCUCAAGCCCAGCAACAUGACAGUGACGAUGAGCAAAUGUCAGAUAGUGAAGAGGAAGUACCGCCUGUGGAUAUGGUCACGUGGUCUCUGUUGUUGAGUCUCGGUGUUUGCUACCAUGCAAAGCUACAAGAUCGAAAGGUUUUUCGAGAUUGUGUCAUAAAAUCAUGUUCUGUUCCUCUUAAACCCAAUGGUGGACAAAAAGAAAUGCUUCAAGAAAUUGACAGGUGUCAGAAGGUAUUGAUCAAUGAACUGAACCUUGGACCCAACAUUGCCCGUAACACUGCACUCAGYGAGAAUGURUUUAUGAUGGUCGUCUGUAUUGAGCUUCGCAUUCCACUCUUUGUCAUUGGAAAACCUGGCAGCUCAAAGUCGCUGGCCAAGACUGUGGUGGCUGACAAUAUGCAGGGAGAAGCUUCGAAGUCUCCAUUGUUUAAAAGGUUUAAGCGGGCUCAUAUGGUAUCGUACCAGUGCAGUCCCCUCUCUACCCCUGAAGGRAUUGUAGCAACCUUUAGACAGUGUAGGAGACUUCAAGAAAACAAYCCUGGAGGUCGCUAUGCAUCAGUAGUGGUACUAGAUGAGGUCGGYCUUGCUGAAGAUUCGCCUYUAUUGCCACUCAAAACCUUACACCCGUUAUUAGAAGAUGGAGUGACAUCAUCAGAUGACAUCAUCGAGACUGACGAGAAACCAACGCGAGUUGCUUUUAUAGGGAUUUCAAACUGGGCCCUAGACCCCGCCAAGAUGAACCGAGGGUUGAUGUURAUGCGUGCUGARCCAGACAAGAAAGAGCUAGAGGAYAGUGCAUGGGGAAUUUGCGCCGCAAGAGAAGACAUAAGGACCAUAUUGUCCAGGUUACUUAARCAGCUUGCUGAUGGUUAUGCUGAUUUGUAUAAAAGACAAAAAACAUUUCAGUCGCUCAGCAACUCAAAGAGGGACGAGUUUUUUGGAUUGCGUGAUUUCUAUAGUCUUGUUAAGAUGGUGUAUAGCAUCGCUGCUGAUAAGGGUGACAUGUUGGACUGGUCAGAACUUGAACAUGCAAUAAGAAGGAAUUUUGGUGGUCUGGAUGAGAUCGAUGCUGUGAAAAUCUUUAAAGAGCGUGUAAAGAGCAGCUUCAACUAUAUUUUGGGAGGAGAGCCAGUUAAAACCCUGGACUUAUUAAGAGCCAGUCUUGAUCAUADAAACGCCAUUGGGGAGAGUCGRUAUYURUUAGUGAUCACAGAGAACUACUCAGCUCUGACAAUUGUCGAACAGCAACUCAUCAAGAAUAAAGAUGAUUACGUGGUCAUAUUUGGAAGCAGUUUCCCUAAAGACCAAGAAUAUACACAAGUCUGUCGAAACAUCAAUCAGAUAAAGAUUUGUAUGGAAACUGGACGUACAGUUGUCCUGCUGAACCUAGAAAGCUUGUAUGAGAGCCUCUACGAYGCUCUUAACCAGUACUAUGUGUACUGCGCAGGUCAAAAGUAUGUUGACCUUGGACUUGGUAGUCACCGUGUGAAAUGUCGAGUGGAUGACACGUUUAGGUUGAUUGUGAUUGCUGAGAAGGAUGUAGUCUACAAGAAAUUUCCAAUUCCUCUGAUCAACCGCCUUGAAAAGCAUUAUCUUGUCACAUCCAAAAGCCUGGAACGACCUCAAUUAAAUAUUGUCGAGGAACUGAGAAACUGGGCACAAGAGUUUGCUGAAGUCCGUCGUCUUCGCCACGAACGUCAAGAACAAUUUACAAUCGCAGAUGCGUUUAUUGGUUAUCAAAGUGAUACACUGCCAUCAAUGGUCCUCCAGGUCAGCAGUGAAGAUGAUAUCUGUGAUCAUAGUAAUCAUGAGUGGGCCGAACAGGUGAAAACAAAGUGCCAGUCUUUGUUACUUCAGACUGCCACUCCUGACGCCAUUGCACGACUUCCAAAGACAGCAUUAAAAGACAAAGCUGAUGAUAUGAGAAGUUUGUACUUUGUGGAGCAAGAGCAUUCAAGUCUGUCAGCAUAUCUUGGCCAAGUAUUGUCAUCAUCUUCUGACGUCGAAAACCAAAAUGGCUUACUUUUACAAGUAUCAACUCAUUCACGACUUCUGUCUGAGAACGAUUUGCCUGAGAUUUGUGACGCUAUUGGUUUUAAGCGGCCCGAUGUAAAGCUGUUGCAUUUGCAACAGUUUCAGACAGAACAACAGUUCUUAAAGCAAAUCAGGGAAUUUUUCAUCGAACUSGCAAACUGYGAAGGCAUAGUGCUUGURCAAUGUGAUUCUGGUGAUGACAAUUUCAACCUAAUAGCUUGCACUCGGCACUUGCUAAUGGACCAUCGGGUCAAACGACAAGAAAUGUUAACCGAAAAACUUCAGGUUGAGUAUAUCCGUCCUCUGCAUUUCAUCAUCAUUGUACAAUUACCRCGUCUUAAAGGAGGAUGUGUGAACUUCGUAGGAUUCCAAGGAGGCCACUGGGAAUCUGUACAUGURGAUGACUUACGUCCACCAUCCAAUCAAAUUCCUCCAAUWGAAUUCCUGAUAGACCGUCCAAUCAGUGAUCUUCUUAAGCCAAGCUGGCUAGUCGAAGAUGAAGACGUCGACACUGAUUUAGUAGAACAAGGCCAAAACCUUUCACUUGAAGACAUUGAUGUGGACAUGAGUGAUGAAGUUAACGGAAUGGAGAUUGAUGAUGAUAAUGAGAUGUUUAGGAGUACUCAUGUGGCAUCGCAGCCGGGGCAGAAAACCAGUAAAGAAACCUUUGACGCAAUUGUUCUCAUCCGUCGAAGCAUCCAGGCAGCAGCAGGGAGACUUGAAGAUGAAGCAGUCCUCGCUAAGAGAACUACAGACCGAAUUGACUUAAUUUUGAAUCUUCUUCCCGAAAAUUCUAGCAAGAUAACAGGUGGACCUUCAUUUUCAAAAUCCCUACAUCAAAAAAUUUACGAACUAUUGCAGGAGAGAAACGAAAAGGUUUCUGGUACUGAGUUAGCCAGCUAUUGGGUCCGAAACGAGGCAUUAUCUGGGACAAGAAUGCAUGAAAGAGGCACUUUCAGGAAAGCGCUCCAAUACAAGGUGUUGUCAGAGAUUGAACCACUUCUUGCAAAGUGGUUGAAGAGUCUCUGGGUUCACAUCUUUGAGAACAARCACUUAAAUGAGAAAUACUUUGACGUCUCUGACACCAACAUGAUACGUGAGCAUGUCAAUGUGUCAGGUCGAGGAAAACAUGUCUUCCAGUGCCGUUUUCCAUUCUCUUGGUUGGUUAAGGACAUGGUGGAUGGUCUUGGGCGUGGUGGAUCUGAUGUUUCAAACCGUUCUUGUGGAACAGAGGAAGAAAAACUGCGAAGUAUCCUGGAGAAUUCAGAMCUCAAGGAUAUCCUUGACSUUGUGAAGGAAGAAGGAAAUGAAGAAGAGGCAKCAGAGCGUUAUUUACACGACUUUGUACACAUGGUUUACUUUCCUACGAAGCAGUGCGAACGAGAAGAGAUUGAACUUGUCAGUCGAUUUAUCAUGAUGGCGGCAGAGAAGGAAGAUGACAGUGAGGAAUACAUUUUCGACAUUGCAACCAUCCAUGUCACCUUCAAUAGAAUCAAGUCAAGAAUUAGUAAUUUCAACCAAAUGGUCCAGAUAGAACCAGACAUUACAAGACUGUUGCUUAAUCAAAGACARAUGUCAAUAGAUGUAGCAGCUCUGACAGUCUCUCUGGAAAAGCUGGAGCCAAUACUUUCAGAGUUGCAAAGUCAAGAGGCCAGGAAUCUGUGGUGUGGCAAAGUAUUAGCUAUAAGGAGUAGUAUUGAAGAAAUGACAUCAAGAGAAGCAUUUUCYAGGAAAAGUGAUGAUAUGAGUGGAUAUGAUGACAAUGAAAAGGAUCUUCUCAGAGAUUGUUGGAUGAUGUGGCAGCGUCUUAGUGCAAUCAGRCUCUUCAUUGCACAUGUCUGUAACACUCGAAAGUCGAAGAACUCUCGCUAUCUGGCAAAAUUGUCCAAGGUGCUUGGUCGAAAUACUAAUUUCUUGACAACAAGAAGUGUUCGUUCAUURGAGAAGUUUCUGGUUGAAUGCAGUCACGAUUUCAGAGAACAAAACAAGAUAGAUACAACAUGUUCAGUGUGUAUGGCUGAAGCAAAGUGUCCAUCWCUCACACCCUGUAAUCACUGUUUCUGUUUGGACUGCAUUAAUCACUGGAUGAGUAGCAAAGAUUCUUGUCCAAAAUGCAGGGUCGCAUUUCCAGCUGGUUUCAAGCCCACAGAAUCGGAGAAAAUUAAAAAUGCCAAUGAGACCAUCAGCAAUUUCCGAGAUCAGUGUAAUUCGUACUUCAUGGAAGUGGUGUCAUUGUUUUGUUUUGGGUACUCRCCUUGUGGUGWWCUGGGAGAAGAUACGUACAAUCUCUUGAUGAGCUAUGUUACUGGACAACAARGRGACAGRACCAAACCUUUCUCUCCCUUCAUGGAUGCAAUGGAUGUAACUCCAGUUGUUAGAUCAUUCCUUUUGCAGCAGCUUCUCAAGUCAAGUGACCAGAAAGUAAAGGAGUACAUGACACAAUUUAUUCAGCGAGCCCAAGACUUGGUGCAAGUGGAGUUGGUUGCUGUAGAAGUCCUUGUUAUGUGUGUUCAGUGUAUGGAGGAUGCUCAGAACGGCAGGUUUUCUAAAAGAGCAAGCGAACUUCCACUGGAACAUAAAGUUCCUCUGAUCGAUAAGUUUUGCAAGAAGGSUUGUUCAGUUUUAUCGAAUCGACAAUGCAGCCAACUGAAUGUUGAUUGGCUGGAAGGGAUUGCUCUCUUACGUUUUUCUCUCUCUCUUGCCGCUGACCUUAUGUACCAGUUUGUCAAUGRAAGUCAGGAAAUGCAGGUUCCAACUGUAAAACGUGCCUUGAGAAGCAUUUUUGAUGAAUUGCAGAAGUUCUUCUGUAAUACUACAUACACAAAGCCUAGAUUAUUCUUCCUUAAGCAGUUAUCCAGGAGAUWUGGGUUCGAGUCUAUUGGUCUUGUUGCUAAAARGUUUGGUUGGAUCUUGCCUCAGGAAGGCUCGGAGACUUUCGAGGUCAGCCAAGACAGAUUUCUUGCUUAUGGACGCGAAUAUCAAUCUCUGCGAGAAACAUUAGCAAGAUCGAUUAUUACAGGAGAUAUGAAGGAUGUUGAAGACAUCCGGCAGGGCAUGACACUUAAUAUGACAUCAAAGAACGUGGUUUUGCUGUUGGGUCUUUUCCAAGAAAUCACUGCAAAUCCCGGUGUCCCCAUACCGGAAGUGGUGAUGAAAAGUUUGAGUUCUUUUAUUCAGGAAUCMACAUCGUUAAAUGAUUCGUCCAAACAUUUAGCCCAAGACUUGAUUACCGAGGAACACCAAGACACUCGUACCAUCGCUAGUGUUUUCGGUCUGGCUGGUCACAGUGCCUGGGACACAAGUUUGGUAGAGAUAGUUGUUCACCUUGCUUCUGUUUUGUGCUCAAAAGGAAAUGAUGGAAUUGUUGGUCCACUAAUCGCUUUGGCACUUAACCCUGCAUCUUGCAUUAAUUCAUUCCUACCCACAAUGCCUGAUGACCCCAACCAAGAAGUUCGUGCGGCUGKWAWAGGCACCAUGUAUGAAUGCAUGAAUGGACAUCCGUACCUKGUUACCGAACUCUGUGAAAACAAAGUCCAAGACGAUACGCCGAUUUCUAUGUUCAUUCCCGCCAAAAGUGGUCUGGGUGCAUGCUCUCUCACUCUUGUCAAGUUUUUAGUCGACAAACAUAAUGAAUUCCUGGAGGUUUAUCGACAACACGCGCAAAUCAAGGACAUACAGCACGUGGGCCUAUUGGAGGUUACAUGUUCACAGCUUAUCUCAUACGACGCUGAUCGAGAUCUCAUUCCUCUUGUACAUGCGCACUGUCACUACUCCCUUGAACCUGGCCAGGGUACGUCAGUUGAAUAUGAUUGGUCAGCUGUGCAGCGUCAUUUGAUUGACAGGCUGAUACGGGGAAGAAGUAUCGUUGACUUUAAGGACGAGGAAUACACCAAGACCGCUGUCAUCAACGCCCAGUCAGUCUUGAAGAGUCUUAAAGCUAAAAUACAUCAGGUGGAGUUAACAUUAGCAAUACAGCACCAGAUUGUUCAACAGUAUCGCUCACUACAAGAUGUCUGCGAAGCUGUGUCAUCACUCCACAUUGCAAUCACGUUCCUUUCGUCUGGUGGUGGAAGUAGUGACAUGCCUAUUAGUAGAUAUCUGCACGAUGUACUCAAAAUGCCUGCAGACGCAGGCUUACGUAACAACAAGGCCAAUGAAGUGUGUCAACUACAACACUCGGUUUCCCUGUGGCGGAUAUUAUCGAUCGAGAGAGCCAAGCGUUUGACUCGAAGUGGAAAGGAUCCAUUUGAACAUCUUCCUGAUGACUACAAGGAAUCAGUUUCGGAGGCAAUGCAGAUGUCAGUCCGUGAGACUCUUAGGAAACUAAGUGACGCCAACCUUGACGUAUUGGUCUCAAUUUUGAUAGAAAUCAUUAUACUUCAGUUGAACGACGAUUUUGAGACCGAUAUGAAUUACAGCCUGAAGGAGUAUAUCGCAUACAAUCCUCUUCAUGAAGACAGUGAAAUACCGACUGAAGUUGACAGUAUACCGGAAACAGUUAAACUUCGACAUGUCUUUGGAUUUUGGCAGAUUUUGAUCAGUCUUAAAGACAGAAGUAGCCAUGAAAGAAGAGUCCAACCAACAGGCUAGAUCUAUUAAAAAACAAUACCUGUUACGCUAUUGUUUUAUUCAAUUGAUUUUAUUGACAUUUAGUCCGAAAACUAAAAUCGUAGUCAGUAUUUGAAAAUUAGGUAACAGUUAAUUUGCAUUUUUUUUCUUUUUGAAAUAUCGCUUUACGAAGAGAAUCCACUUCAUGUUUUGGUUUUCAUCAUCUUGAUCUUUCGACAAAUGGACUGUAUAAUGUAUAGUAUAACAUUAGCAAUCGGGAAUAUAUGAUUUGAAAGUGGUUUUAAACCAAGAAACUUGAUACUUUUAAAAAUAUACACAAAAAAAUUGAAAGCACUAUUAAUGCUAACAACAGUUGGCAAAAUUCCACUUCUGAAAAAUAGUUAUUUUUGCGUUAUAGUUGAGUAUAGAGUAUAGCAAUAUGUACAAUAUAAUGAAAAAAGUAGUUCAAACAAAAUAGACUAUAUUUAGGUGUUAUUUGUUACGCUGUUAGAAAUGUUGAUUAUGUUGUUUUAACUCUUUAAAUAAGAAUAUUAAAAGAGGAAUCUGUUA
Exaiptasia diaphana is the source of this 14826-nucleotide messenger RNA. RefSeq names its product E3 ubiquitin-protein ligase rnf213-alpha. Lineage: Eukaryota; Metazoa; Cnidaria; Anthozoa; Actiniaria; Aiptasiidae. Gene Ontology annotation, molecular function: ATP hydrolysis activity; metal ion binding; ubiquitin-protein transferase activity. The record is from RefSeq and is a predicted model, not a curated record.